Messenger RNA from Oenanthe melanoleuca, 4487 nucleotides. It is a transcript of the gene NACAD, whose product is annotated as NAC alpha domain containing. Gene Ontology annotation, cellular component: nascent polypeptide-associated complex; cytoplasm. The record is from RefSeq and is a predicted model, not a curated record. Bases 60 to 4385 code for a protein of 1441 amino acids. Gene Ontology annotation, biological process: protein targeting to membrane. Lineage: Eukaryota; Metazoa; Chordata; Aves; Passeriformes; Muscicapidae. The transcript is spliced from 8 exons.
CCCCCCCCGGCUCCCCGUGCCGCCCCCCGCCCGCGGACCCGCUGGACACGCGCAUCGUGAUGGGCGAGGAGACGCGCUGCCCCCCGCCCGAGCCGCGGGGGGGUCCCCCCGUGCCUUGCCCCUUCCCCGCGCCCCCCAAGGAGCCGCCCCCCGCCCCGGGCCGCCCCCCCGCGCUGGACCCCGAGCUGUUCUUCACCGCGCCCUCCACCCCGGUGCGGGCGGGGGGCGCGCGGCCGCCCCCCGAGGAGGGGGACAGGGACAGCGAGGGGCUGUGCUCGCCGCCCACCUCCCCCUCGGGCUCCUACAUGACGGCCGAGGGCGGCAGCUGGGGCUCCUCGGGCACGGCCAGCACCUCCCCGUCCUGCUCGCCCAACCUGGCGGCCGAGGCCGAGGGGCUGGGGGAGCCCGAGGGGCUGGGGGAGCCCCCCGCCUUCCCGCCGCUGUCCCCCGAGGAGGAGGAUGAGGAGGAUGAAGAUGAGGAUGAGGACGGGCUCUUCGCCCCGCCGGGCUGUGCGGAUGACGAGGAUGACGAUGAUGAUGAUGAGGACGGGCAGACGCCGGAGGAGGAGGAGGAGGAGGAAGGCUCGGGGCUGAUCCCGGCGGCGCUGCUCCCGUUCCGCGGCAGCCUCCUCUUCCAGGCCGAGGCCGUGGAGAUCUCGCCCCGCGGCCCCGCCGAGGAGGAGGAGGAGGAUGAAGGCAGCACCUCGGCGUCCUUCCUGCGCUCGCUGUCCGAGAGCUCCAUCCCCGAGGGCGGCGACGAGACCUUCGCCUUCCGCGACGACACCGACGCCUCCUCGGACUCGGCCGCGUACGACGGGGACGAGGACGAGCGGCUGUACGGCACGGAGCGGCACGCGGGGGCCGCGGCGACACCCCCGGCGACACCCCCGGCGACACCCCCAGCGACACCCCCGGCUCCCGGUGUCGAGCUCCACCUCCGGGCCGGCUCCCCGUGUCACCCCGCCGGGUCCUUGGGGACACCGCCCGCAGGGGCCGCGGAGCUGGACGGCGACGCCUCUGUCGCCUCUGUCACCGGGGCGUGGCCCCCGCCCGAGCCCCCCGAGGAGGGGGCGGCCACAGAAGGUUCUGGAGCGGCGCUGGGGCAGGGACCGUGCCCUGGCCCCCAGCCCCCCGCGCUCUGUGCCGGGGACCCCCCGAGCCACCAGCCGGGGGGCGGCAAUGGCGAGCCCCAGGACGGCCCUGGAGGUGACACCGACGGUGACAAUGACCUUGAGCUCAGCACGGGCACGGUGGGGAGUGCUGAUGGCCACAGCGAGCUGGACACUGCAGCCACCGGCCUGGGGACAUCAGUGGCACCAACACCCCUGGGUGCAAUGGCCAAUGAUGUGGUGGCACCGGGGACACCCAGCCUGAUGGACUCAGUGGUCGCUGAGCUGGUGACACCAGGGACACCAACCCUGCUGGAUGAGCUGGACACUGAUGUAGUGACACCAGUGACACCAACCCCACUGGGCCAGAUGGACACUGCAGCCACUGACAUGGUGACACCAGUGACACCAACCCCACUGGGCCAGAUGGAUGCUGCAGCCACUGACAUGGUGACACCAGUGACACCAGUGACACCAACCCCACUGGGCCAGAUGGACGCUGCAGCCACUGACAUGGUGACACCAGUGACACCAGGGACACCAACCCCACUGGGCCAGAUGGACGCUGCAGCCACUGACAUGGUGACACCAGUGACACCAACCCUGCUGGAUGAGCUGGACACUGAUGUAGUGACACCAGUGACACCAACCCCACUGGGCCAGAUGGACGCUGCAGCCACCAGCCCAGUGACAGCCAGCCCGCCUGAUGAGCCGGACACUGCGGCCACUGACGUGGUGACAUCAGAGACACCAACCCCACUGGAUGAGCUGGACACUGAUGUGACACCAGUGACAACAACCCCACUGGAUGCUGUGGCUGCUGAUGUGGUGACACUGGACGAGAUGGACACUGUGGCCAUGGAUGUGGUGACACUGGGGACACCAAGCCCACUGGACAAGAUGGACACUGAGGCCACUGACGUGGUGACACCGGGGACACCAACCCUGCUGGAUGAGCUGGACACUGAGGCUGCUGAUGAGGUGACACUGGACAAGAUGGACACUGCAGACACUGCUCUGGUGACACCAGUGACAACAACCCCACUGGAUGCUGUGGCCGCUGAUGUGGUGACACUGGACGAGAUGGACACUGCGGCCACUGACAUGGGGACACCAGGGACACCAACCCCACUGGACAGUGAGGCCACUGAUGAGGUGACACCCAGCCUGAUGGACAGCACAGCCACCAGCCUGGUGCCACCCAGCCCGUCAGGUCCUGCAGCCGCUGAUGUGACACUGGUGACACCCAGUCCCCCAGAUGAGCCGGACACUGUGGCCACCAGCCUGGUGACACCGGUGGCAACGAGCCCCCGAGAUGAGGUGGAUGCUGUGGCCACUGAGCUGGUGGCACCAACGCCACUGGUGACACCCAGCCCCCCAGGUGAGCCCGACACUCUGGCCACCAGCCUGGGGACACCAAGCCCGCCACAAGAGCUGGACACCACGGCCACUGACCCGGUGACACUGGGGACAGCCAGCCUGCUGGACAAGAUGGAAGCUGUGGACACUGUCCUGGUGACACCAGCGACACCCACCCUGAAGGAUGCUGUGGCCACUGACCUGGUGACAUCAGUGACACCCACCCUGGUGGCCACUGCGGCCACCAACGUGGUGACAUCAGUGGCACCACCCCCCCUGGAAGAGAGGAACACUGCGGCUGUUGACCUGGUGACAUCAGUGACACCUGCCCUGAUGGACACCCCGGACACUGCCCCGGUGACCCCGAGCGUGACGGACACCCCGGACUGCAGAGCGGUGACAUCGGUGACAGCAGCGCCCUGUGAUGAGGUGGCCGCAGUGACCCCGAGCCCAGCGGCCACCGUGACCCCUGACCCGGUGACCCCUGACCCGGUGGCCACCGUGACCCCUGACCCGGUGGCCGCCCCCCUGGCCGCUGUCCCCGCCCCGUGUCCCCCUCCCCGGGCCGUGUCCCCCGUGGCGCUGGCAGCCGGGGUGGCCCCGUCCGAGUCCCCCGCUGUCCCCGCGUGUCCCCUGGCGCAGGGGACGCUGUCACACCCCCCUGAGGAGAGCGGGGACGCGGCCGAUCUGUCCCCCAGCCCCGUCACCGCCCCCGCGGGCAGCGCCGCGGAGCCCGAGGAGGAGGAGGAGGAGGAUGAGGCCGCAGCCCCCGCGCCCCCCUCGCCGCAGUUCACGGCCUCGGAGCGGGAGGUGUUUGUGGGGACCCCCCCGGCCCCCCCCGAGCUGCUCCCACCACCCGGUGCCUUUUCGGGGCGCGGGGCCGGGCCGGGGGGGGAGCUGCCCCCCGCCGCCCCCCGGCCGGGCCCCGAGCCCCCCGGCCACGCCGAUGCCAAAGUCCCCCCGAGUCCCCCCGCGGCGCCCCCCGAGCUGCAGGAGCCGGAGGAGGCCGUGGGGGGGGUCGCGCCCGGCCCCCUGCCCGCUGCGGGGGCUCCUCCUGCGCCCCCCAAACUCAGCCAAGUGCCUCCUCCCGCCGCCCCGAGCCCCCCCAGGGCCCCCCCGGGACCGCCCCUCGCCAGGAAGCACCUGGAAGCCCCCCAGCGCUCCCCGCAGAAGGAGCCGGAGCCGCGGGGCCGGGCGGGGGUCCCGGGGGCUGGGGGGGGCCGGGGCCCCCCCCGGGGGUCUCUGCAGUCGGAAUCCAGCUCGUCCAGCGAGGCUGAGCCCCCCCAGCCCCCCCCGGCCCCCCAGCGCUGCCAGCCCAACCACCGAGGGUCCGGGAACGAGUCCGAGAGCAACGACGAGUCCGUCCCGGAGCUGGAGGAGCCCGAGGGCUCGGAGCUGCCCCCUGCCCAGCCCCAGGUGCCCCUCGGCCACGGCCUCGGGCCCGGAGAGGAACCGCUGAGCAAAGCCAAGCAGAGCCGCAGCGAGAAGAAAGCCCGAAAGGCCAUGUCCAAGCUGGGGCUGCGGCAGAUCCACGGCGUCACCCGCAUCACCAUCCGCAAGUCCAAGAACAUCCUGUUCGUCAUCUCCAAGCCCGACGUCUUCAAGAGCCCCGCGUCCGACAUCUACAUCGUCUUCGGGGAGGCCAAGAUCGAGGACCUGUCCCAGCAAGUGCACAAGGCGGCGGCGGAGAAGUUCAAGGUGCCGCUGGAGCACUCGGCGCUGGUGCCGGACGCCGCUCCCGCCCUGGCCAUCAAGGAGGAGAGCGAGGAGGAGGAGGAGGUGGAUGAGACGGGGCUGGAGGUGCGGGACAUCGAGCUGGUGAUGGCGCAGGCCAACGUGUCCCGGCCCAAAGCCGUGCGGGCCCUGCGGCACAACAACAACGACAUCGUCAACGCCAUCAUGGAACUGACCAUGUAGCAGCUGGGGUGCCCUGGCCCCCUGUAUAGAUGCACAGAGCCCCCAAACCCUCCUCCUGCCCCCCAUGUGCUCCUGGCCCUCUGGACUGCUCAAUAAAGGCCU